Molecule: messenger RNA, 4251 nt
Organism: Xyrauchen texanus (razorback sucker)
Lineage: Eukaryota; Metazoa; Chordata; Actinopteri; Cypriniformes; Catostomidae
Product: kelch-like protein 3
Exons: 15
Coding region: 416-2182 (588 amino acids)
Molecular function (GO): protein binding
Source: RefSeq, a predicted model, not a curated record
AUUAAAAGCAUAGCGAUAUGAAUGAUUAACCUUUAGUAUAGCUGAUAAGGGCCACAGCAGCAUCUGUUAGUGCAAUUGUGUGGUUCUGCCAUGCAGAAUGACCUUGGUGAUUCUAGAGAGAUGUAUCGCUGUUGCUAGGCAACGCUCUGAUGAUGGAGGACCGUUACGACGUUCUCAGGUGGAAAGUCAAGCGAACACAGCGGUAGAGGAGCUGCUAACCAGCUAGAUAAACAACGACAGACACCCCCUCCUCCUGAAAGACAGCUCUGAAUACGAAAUAGACUGAUGUAAACAUUCAGAAAUUGACUCGAAGCUUUUAAUGACCCAUAAACGGAACGAGGCACACAAAAACUGCACGAAAAGCGAUGUAGCAAGCUAACUUUAGCGAAGUGCUUAGCGCGAGACUUCUCACGCCAUGGACUGUGACGGGUGUCGAGUCCCUUGUCCUCUGCCUAGUUUGGAUUCGCAGGACGAUGCCAUAGAUACAGACUUGCACACCUUAAGUCACACACAUAUGAGGAAAGCAUUUCGGCUUAUGAAUGACUUGAGAAGCCGAAGGAUGCUUUGUGAUGUUCUGCUGGUGGCAGGAGAAGUGGAGGUACCAGCACACAGAGUAGUUCUUGCCUCCUGCAGUCCGUACUUCUGCGCAAUGUUCACAGGUGACAUGAGUGAAAGCAAAGCUCACCACAUCGAGAUCAGGGAUGUUGAUGGACAGAUGCUCAUGAAGCUGGUGGAUUAUAUUUACACCGCAGAGAUUGAAGUGUCUGAGGAAAAUGUUCAGGUGCUGCUUCCAGCUGCCAGCCUGCUGCAGUUGAUGGAUGUUCGGCAGGUUUGCUGUGACUUCUUGCAGGCCCAACUCCAUUCCACCAACUGCCUGGGCAUCCGAGCAUUUGCUGACCUUCACGCCUGCACAGGACUGCUCAGCCAAGCCCAUGCCUAUGCAGAGCAGCACUUCACAGAUGUCAUGCUGGGUGAGGAGUUCAUGGCCCUUUCCCUGCAGCAGGUGUGCAGUCUGAUCUCCAGUGACAAACUGACUGUGUCCACUGAAGAGAAGGUUUUUGAGGCUAUGAUUGCAUGGAUAAAGCACGAUAAAGAGGCCCGUUUGGAGCACAUGCCUAAGCUAAUGGAACAUGUUCGACUGCCUCUACUAUCCAGAGAUUACCUUGUUCAGAUCGUAGAGGAGGAACCCUUAAUAAAAAACAACAACACUUGUAAAGACUUUCUAAUUGAGGCGAUGAAGUACCACCUUUUACCUGCAGACCAGCGGCAUCUUAUAAAGACAGACAGAACCCGACCACGCACACCAGUCAGUCUGCCGAAGGUGAUGAUGGUAGUGGGGGGUCAGGCUCCUAAAGCCAUCCGCAGUGUGGAGUGUUAUGACUUCCAGGAGGACCGCUGGUACCAGGUGGCCGACUUACCCUCCAGACGCUGUCGAGCAGGUGUGGUGUAUAUGGCCGGCAAGGUGUAUGCAGUGGGGGGGUUUAACGGCUCUCUGCGUGUGCGGACAGUAGAUGUGUAUGACGGGCUGAAGGAUCAGUGGAGCUCUGUCCCCAGCAUGCAAGAGCGUCGCAGCACUUUGGGUGCAGCCGUACUGGAGAACCUGCUGUAUGCUGUCGGGGGAUUUGACGGAAGUACAGGCUUGUCGUCAGUGGAGGUGUAUAACCCCAAGACUAAUGAGUGGAUGUUUGUGGCUCCCAUGAACACCAGGCGCAGCAGUGUUGGGGUGGGCGUUGUUGAUGGGAAGCUCUAUGCUGUUGGAGGAUAUGAUGGUGCAUCUCGCCAGUGUUUGAGUACUGUAGAAGAGUAUAACCCAGCCAGUAAUAAAUGGUGCUAUGUGGUGGACAUGAGCACCAGACGCAGUGGAGCAGGUGUUGGAGUGCUCAAUGGACAGCUCUAUGCUGCAGGUGGGCAUGAUGGUCCUCUAGUGAGGAAGAGUGUGGAGGUCUAUGAUGCCGCCACUAACACCUGGAGACCGGUGUGUGACAUGAACAUGUGUCGUAGGAACGCAGGAGUGUGUGCCAUAAACGGGUUACUGUAUGUCAUCGGAGGAGAUGAUGGGUCGUGCAACCUGUCCUCUGUAGAGUACUAUGACCCUGCAAUUGAUAAAUGGAGUCUCAUACCAACCAACAUGGGCAAUGGCCGCAGCUACGCAGGGGUGUCGGUCAUUGAUAAAACAUUAUGACUAAAGGUCCUGGGCAGCAGGUCUCUCCACGCCUGGCAAAGGAUCAGCUGUGAAAGACAGACAGAGAUUUAAAUCCGAAUCCAGAUGCUGGUGGAGCUCUGUAUGAACUUUCUACCCUGCUUACUACCCUCUGGAUCCUAGUGAAGUUGCUUGAAGCCCAUCUUGAAGCCCAUCUUAAAGCCUGACUGCUUCACUCACACACACACACUGAGCUUGGACCUCUCCCAGUCUCCAGAAAGUGCCAUUUGACUUUUAACAGAACAGGCCACAUUGUUCUCAAAUACAAUGAGUGUUAAAUGAGCCCUCAUAUAAAGUGACUAAGUUGGACUAAAUAUGGCUGGACAGAGCGUAAAAGUACAUACUAAAUUAACCAUUCCCUCUGCUGACUGGCGUGGAAAUAAAUUGAGUGGCAGUCUUUUUGCAGGUGAAGAUUGUGCCAACAGAGGGCCUCCCUGCCGGCUUUACUACUGACUCCGAACAAAGCACUGAUUUAUUUGAUUUGACCAUUUCAUUCACCGGUUCAACAUGAACAUGUAAUGCAGUGCCAGUAUUUGGUUAUUCUGGCUUUAGUUUGACACUAAUGCACGUCCCUUUAAUCGGAUCUGGACAUGCUCUCUACUCUUACAAAGGGAUAUUGCUCUGACUGCAUAUCACUGACUUCCAUUUUUUGGUGACAGGGUUACUUGCUUGUUUUUAAUUUGUAUUAAAAAUAUUAUGGAAACAAGACUGUAAAGAAAUGAUCAGUAGUUUGAAAGUUGUUUUAACCAGCUCCUUUUGUGUCAAUGUAAAAUUAUGUUUCAACUGGUAAACAGAAACACCAUAUAAACCAUCACAGGGUAAUGUGCCAAAUGUAACACUUAAUCAUAUGGAUAAUGUUCUCUUAUAUAAGCACUUUUCAUGAUGCAGUUUUGUUGUGCAAUCGUCCAUGUUGGACAUACAGAGCCUAAACAUGAUAAAAUAUGUCUUUUAACAUUUCAAAACAAAUAAUUUAUACAUUUUCACUGAAAUAGUACUGGAUUGCAUAUCUCUCAGCCAAACAUAACAGAAUCUUUGGUCAAAUUUCAUUGUACAUCUUAUUCAGCAGAGCUGGUGAAUGCACCUACAUUACAGUACAACACAGCGAGGCACUUACAAUGGAUGUGAAUUGGGCCAAUUUUUGGAGGGUUUAAUGUGAGCUUCACAGAAAUGUUAAGCUUAUAUUUUUAUAAAAGCAGUUACAUGAAUUCUUCUGUCAAAACUUGUGUAUUAAUAAGCUGUAAAGUUGCUUAAAUCUUAAUUUGUAUAGUCUUUUAAGGAUGUUUAAGGUGUUGCAUCAUGGCAACAAAGAUGUAAAAUUAGAUUUAACUUCACGCAGAAAGUCUUACUAAAUCUCACUAAAAUCAUGCUAACACACAUAAUGUUUACAUAAUGUUUAAUUUUGUAACUGAGUAUUUUAACAUUUACAGUUUGGCUCCAUUGACUUCCAUUGUAAGUGCCUCACUGUAAUCUUGAUUUUUUUUUAUUUUUUUUAUUUUUUAGAAAGGGAGGGACAGGUUGAAAUACUUUUUGUGGUAAUCAGUGUUAUGCCACAAACACAGUCAAUUGAACUUGUAUUGAAUCCUGAAUAUUCCUUUAAAUAACAAUAAGCAAGUCCUAAACAUGUCCAUGGCCUUUUUUCCUCCUGCCUGUUGAACAUCCUGUUUACAAAACAGAUAAUUGUGAAAUGAAAAAAAUGAAUUGUGUUGUCAGUAAUUAGUACGAAUGUAUCAUUGAUAAAACAAGCAGUCUGUUUACAUUCCAAACUCACAUAUCACAAAUUUUGACAUUAACUAUUAAACCUAAACUGCUGCCUCCUUUUAUUUGUUGAUAUAAGUCAUACUAUGCAGGAAACCUUGCUUCAUAAGGUUUUGAUUCGACCUGGGAAGAAUGUCCCCAGCGGCUUAGAGCUUAUUUUGUGCUAUGGCUGGUAUAACCGCUGCCAUUAUCGUUAAUGUGUUUAUAAAUAAUUAUCAACAAUUCUAAAACUGUUGUGACAUUCCAAUGUGGUGCGUCAUCUAUGGAUUAUGCGCAUACGUGGUUUGUGAAAAUAA